ACCACAUCUCCCCCAAGGCAUCCCACCGUCAUCACUUACGACUCAAAGCCUCUCGCAAAAACUCGCAGCUUCAUCGCACCAAUUCUCACACUCGCCACCAGAAAAACCCCACCGCUCAAUCAUGUCGUCGCUCAAGGGACCUUCCCCCCAACACCACGAGGGCUCUGCCCUGCGCAUCGCCAUCGUCCACGCCCGCUGGAACGAGACCAUCAUCGAGCCCCUCGUCACCGGCGCCAAGGAGAAGCUGCUGGCCUGCGGUGUCAAGGAGUCCAACAUUGUCGUCCAGUCCUGCCCAGGCUCUUGGGAGCUCCCCAUUGCCGUCCAGCGUCUCUUCUCCGCUUCUCAGAUCCAGAGCACCGCUACCGGUGGCCCCUCCGCGACCGACCUUCUCGCAUCCUCUACCCCAGACCUCACCUCGCUACCCGGCGGCUCGUCUACCUCCUCAGGAGCUUUCGAUGCCAUCAUCGCCAUUGGUGUCCUCAUCAAGGGUGAGACAAUGCACUUUGAGUACAUUGCGGAGUCCACUUGCCAAGGCCUCAUGCGUGUGCAGCUUGACACGGGCGUCCCUGUCAUCCUCGGCGUCUUGACCGUCCUAACUGAUGACCAAGCCAAGGCUCGCGCUGGUGUUGAAGGCAAGGGCCACAACCACGGCGAGGACUGGGGUCUGGCCGCAGUCGAGAUGGGUGUCAAGAGGAAGGAGUGGGCCAAUGGAACCAUUGACGGUUAAUGAGACACGUCCUCCAGUGUCCAAGGCAUCAGGAUAAAUCGGCCGUCAACGGAAGUUUGGAUCAACAGCAAGUGGACUGGUUGUGUAUUAUAGACUUGUUCGGCCUAAACAACAAAAAAUAAAUGAACACGUUAUGCAUAUGGGAGAGCCAAGUA
Messenger RNA from Ilyonectria robusta, 882 nucleotides. RefSeq names its product 6,7-dimethyl-8-ribityllumazine synthase. The record is from RefSeq and is a predicted model, not a curated record. The transcript is spliced from 2 exons. NCBI's taxonomy places the organism in Eukaryota, Fungi, Ascomycota, Sordariomycetes, Hypocreales, Nectriaceae. The coding region runs from base 122 to 727 and encodes 201 amino acids. Gene Ontology annotation, molecular function: 6,7-dimethyl-8-ribityllumazine synthase activity. Gene Ontology annotation, biological process: riboflavin biosynthetic process. Gene Ontology annotation, cellular component: riboflavin synthase complex; mitochondrial intermembrane space; intracellular anatomical structure.